Molecule: messenger RNA, 606 nt
Organism: Acanthosepion pharaonis
Lineage: Eukaryota; Metazoa; Mollusca; Cephalopoda; Sepiida; Sepiidae
Source: the annotation of a GenBank genome assembly
AUGGGGUCUCAAAUAGAACUGUUUCGCCAUGAGUGGAAUUUUUUCGCUCUUUGCUUUUUCUUUGUUUUUCUGGCUCUACGUUCUUUUUAUACCCUUCCUUUCUUUUCUUCUCUCUCCUCCCCUUUCUUUCUUUUCGACCUUCUCCUCCCCUUUCUUUCUUUUCGACCUUCUCCUCCCCUUUCUUUCUUUUCGUCCUUCUCCUCCCCCUUCCUUUCUUUUCGUCCUUCUCCUUCUCCUUCCGUUUUUUUUCGUCCUUCUCCUUCCUUUCUUUUCGACACUCUCCUUCUCCUUCCGUUCUUUUCGACUCUCUCCUUCUCCUUCCGUUCUUUUCGACUCUCUCCUUCCGUUCUUUUCGACUCUCUCCUUCCGUUCUUUUCGACUCUCUCCUUCCGUUCUUUUCGACUCUCUCCUUCCGUUCUUUUCGACUCUCUCCUUCCGUUCUUUUCGACUCUCUCCUUCCGUUCUUUUCGACUCUCUCCUUCCGUUCUUUUCGACUCUCUCCUUCCUGCUAUUAUUUUAACUAUCCCCUUUUCUUGUUCUCCCUCUGAUUCACUCUCUCUCAAACCUCGUACUGCCGCCUUUUUUCUUCUUACUCCCGUUUCUUAA